Molecule: messenger RNA, 684 nt
Organism: Knipowitschia caucasica
Lineage: Eukaryota; Metazoa; Chordata; Actinopteri; Gobiiformes; Gobiidae
Source: the annotation of a GenBank genome assembly
AUGACCAGUCUCAACCCCAAGGACAAAGCCGCAGUGAAGACCUUUUGGGCUUUGGCCCAAGGCCACAGUGAGGACAUUGGCAGGGAUGCUCUGAGCAGGCUGAUUGCUGUGUACCCACAAACCAAGACCUACUUUGCUCACUGGAAGGAUGUCAGCCCAAACUCUGCUAACGUCGCCAAACACGGUGUCACCAUCAUGACCGCUGUUUCAGACGCUGUCACCAAAAUCGAUGACUUAAAGGCUGGACUCCUGCAGCUUAGUGAGCUGCAUGCCUUCACUCUGCGUGUGGACCCAGCUAACUUCAAGCUCCUGGCCCACUGCAUCAAUGUGGUUCUUGCCAUCAAGUUCCCUGAGGAUUUCACUGCUGAGAUUCACAUGGCUUUUGACAAGUUCCUGGCUGCACUGGCUCUGGCUCUGUCUGAGAACUUUUGCUACACCCUCUCCCACAGCCUCUGCCAGUCUGCCACAGUCUCUCCCACAGCCUCUGCCAGUCUGCCACAGUCUCUCCCACAGCCUCUGCCAGUCUGCCAGUCUCUCCCACAGCCUCUGCCAGUCUGCCACAGUCUCUCCCACAGCCUCUGCCAGUCUGCCACAGUCUCUCUCACAGCCUCUGCCGAAGUCUCUGCCACAGUCUAUGCCACAGCCUCUCCCACAGCCCCUGCCACAGUACCUCUGCCACAUUAA